GAGCUGAGCUCUGAACUGGGCAGGGAUCCUUCCAGGGAGCCUGGAGUGAAGCCCCCCACGAGCCCUGGAUAGAGGGAAUCAGCACAACUGAGCUGCCAAAACAGCAGUGGGGAAAUAAAGGGAGAAAAGCAGCGGAUUUCCAGGCACAGAGUCCCAUCCCCGCACGAAGAGAGGAGCCUGCUGUGCUGACAAUCUGCUUCCCAGAUGCUCAGAGGAGCUGUGCUGCCUUCUAGAGACUCCAGAGGGGGUGAAGAUCUGCAAAGAGCACCAGAGAACACAGCAAACUUCACUCUUCCCUGCACAGCAAGCCUGAAACUGCUGUAAAUGAACUUUAAUUCACAGCCCAGGACCUCAAGUGACAACUGCUCCACACGCAGGGAAGCUCUGAGUGACAGCCCAGACCCCGAGGAUGGGUAGGGACAGAGAUCCCCAGUGGAACUGCUGAGCAGACACAGCACCAACCUCCACCCAGGCAGGUUUGUAAGCCAAUUCUAAGGCAGAGCCAGGAUUAACACAAGGCAAUUAAAAGCAUCAGUGAUUUCCUCUCGGAAGAAACUUAAAUUCGAGACCCUCUGGAAUAUUUUUGUUACUGAAAUAUUGAAUCUUCCCCCGAAGACAGAAAUGAUUUUAACCGGCAGCUCCAAGAUUUCUCAGCACAUAAUCCUGGAAAGGAGGAUAAAGAGCCUCAGUUCUGUGUAGCCUCACUUGUGCCCCCCAAGGAAAAAUGCAAAAGGAGUUCAAUUUGACUUGGCAAUGGUGGUUAUCAACUGUGCUAUGCUGCUGAAAAUUUAGGGACAAAGGUAGGUUUUCUAACAUGUUUCUGGAUCUUUCUCCUUGUUCCUGGUGCUGCACUUCUGAGACGUUCUCACAGCCUCUCUUUCCCAGGAAAAGCAGGCAGAUGUUGCCUGUAGGAGCUUCUGAGGACUGAUCUGCUCCCUGUUUCUGCCUGGCAGGGGGUGCAGCCCAGCAGCCUCGCAUGGACACUCUCAGCCACUCACCAUGACUUUCCUGCCCGGCAACUCCUCCAACUGCUCCAACUGCACCCACUCCGUGGAGCCCGUGAACAUUUCCAAGGCCAUUUUGCUCGGUGUUAUUCUGGGGGGGCUGAUUGUUUUCGGGGUGUUGGGCAACAUCCUGGUUAUCCUCUCCGUGGCCUGCCACAGACACCUCCAGAGCGUCACCCACUACUACAUCAUCAACCUGGCCGUGGCCGACCUCCUCCUGACUUCCACCGUCCUGCCCUUCUCGGCCACCAUGGAGAUUUUGGGCUACUGGGCCUUCGGGAGGAUCUUCUGCAACAUCUGGGCGGCCGUGGACGUGCUGUGCUGCACGGCCUCCAUCAUGAGCCUCUGCAUCAUCUCCAUCGACCGCUACAUCGGGGUCAGCUACCCCCUGAGGUACCCCAGCAUCGUGACGGAGAGGAGGGGCCUGCUGGCCCUGCUCUGUGUCUGGGCUCUGUCCCUGGUCAUCUCCAUCGGGCCCCUCUUCGGCUGGAAGGAGCCGGCCCCCGAGGAUGAGACCAUCUGCCAGAUCACCGAGGAGCCCGGCUACGUGCUCUUCUCGGCCCUGGGCUCCUUCUACCUGCCCCUGACCAUCAUCCUGGUGAUGUACUGCCGGGUCUACGUGGUGGCCAAGAGGGAGAACAAAGGCCUGACCUCGGGGCUGAAGACGGAGAAGUCCCACUCCGAGGAGGUGACCCUGCGCAUCCACCGCAAGAACGCGCCCGGCGCCGGCGGCUCCGCGCCCAACCCCAAGAGCAAACACCACUUCUCCGUCAGGCUCCUCAAGUUCUCCAGGGAGAAGAAGGCUGCCAAGACCCUGGGGAUUGUCGUGGGAUGCUUCGUGCUCUGCUGGCUCCCGUUUUUCGUGGUGAUGCCUCUGGGUUCUUUCUUUCCUGCAAUCAAACCCCCGGACACACUUUUUAAAAUAACAUUUUGGCUUGGAUAUUUAAACAGCUGCAUCAACCCCAUCAUCUAUCCCUGCUCCAGCCAGGAGUUCAAGAAAGCUUUCCAGAACGUGCUGAAGGCUCAGUGCCUCCCCAGGAAGGGAGCAAAGAAGCAAAUCCCGAGUUUCAACCUCAACCACCCCGCCAGCCAAGGCGUGGAGAGCAGCAAGGGGGUGGUCAGGAUCCCCGUGGGAUCGGGAGAAACCUUCUACAAGAUCUCCAGGUCGGACGGGGUGUGCGAGUGGAAGAUCUUCAGCGCCGUGCCCGCCGUGCCGGCGAAAAGCGCCGUGGCCAAAGACUGCACGGCUGCCAAAGCCAAGAGCAAAGGGUUCCUGCAGGAAUGCUGCUGUGCAGGCACCUCGGGGAACCUGGGCCACGACAGCUGCCAAGUGCCAGCCCUCAAAAUCCACACCAUGUCCCUGAGCGACGGCGGGGAGGACGUUUAACGGGCUGCGGGACU
Messenger RNA from Chiroxiphia lanceolata (lance-tailed manakin), 2405 nucleotides. It is a transcript of the gene ADRA1A, whose product is annotated as adrenoceptor alpha 1A. The record is from RefSeq and is a predicted model, not a curated record. Gene Ontology annotation, molecular function: alpha1-adrenergic receptor activity. Lineage: Eukaryota; Metazoa; Chordata; Aves; Passeriformes; Pipridae. The coding region runs from base 1000 to 2391 and encodes 463 amino acids. Gene Ontology annotation, biological process: cell-cell signaling; adenylate cyclase-activating adrenergic receptor signaling pathway; regulation of vasoconstriction. Gene Ontology annotation, cellular component: membrane. The transcript is spliced from 3 exons.